GUGCCAAGCGCCAGUGACAAAUUAAGAAUCAGACAGCUUUAGGCGGCGGGGUCUGUCUCAGUCUUCCGCCCAGUCACUAACUGAAGAAACAUCAUCCUACAGCUGCGAGAUGAGGCUGCUGUCACUCCUGCUUACUGUGUCAUUAACGCUGGCACUUGCUUAUUAUAUUUACAUCCCGCUGCCUGAUGCCAUUCAGCAGCCGUGGAAGUUGAUGAUGCUGAAUGCCUAUUUAAGGACAGCAUUUCAUGUGGCCUCUUUGAAGCAAUGGCUGGGAUAUGACCAUCACACUAGAUCUCUCCUGCAGUUCACAUUUGGCUUUGAAGGGAUACUGAAGGAAUUUCUGAGUUCUGAGUCCAGUGCAGGGGCCGUUCCAGGCGUGAAGGUCAGCGACAUCACUUUCGCUGGCAUCCCAGUGCGAGUUUACGAACCCCCAGCUGGAGGGGAGGGUCAUCUGAGGAGAGGGUUGAUGUAUUUCCAUGGAGGUGGCUGGGCCUUCGGCACCACCAAGAAGGGGUCAUAUGAUAUUACCAACCGAAUGGUGUCAGAUGAGCUGAAUACUGUUGUGGUCUCUGUUGAGUAUCGUCUGUAUCCAGAUGCGCACUUUCCAGUGCCAUAUUUAGACUGUCUUGCUGCUGCCAAACACUUCUUGUCUCCAGAGGUUCUUGCCAAGUAUUCUAUUGACCCAGAUCGUGUGGCUGUGGCAGGUGAUAGCGCUGGAGGAAACCUUGCUGCUGCAGUUGCUCAGGAGAUUUCUGUAGAUGACAGCAUGAGUGUGAAAUUCAGUGUCCAAGCUUUGAUCUAUCCAGUGCUCCAGGCUUUGGAUUUCAAUACACCCUCCUAUUUGCAGAACCAAUAUAUCCCCCUCCUUUACCGGACCAACAUGAUCCAGUUCUGGCUGCAGUAUCUGAACAUUGACCUUUCUCUUAUGCCCGAGUUUUUUGUGAACAACCACAGCGCUUUGCAACACUCUUCACUCACCCCAGAGCUGAGGUCAAGACUUGACUGGAAUGUGCUACUUACUCAGAAGUACAAGAAGAACUACAAUCCUGUCAUUGUGGAAAAGGGAUCUGAGGGGUUUCUGAAGAAGGUGCCAAGCCUGCUUGAUGUGCGGGCGGUACCACUGCUGGCUGGGCCAGAAGUGUUGGCAAAAUGCCCUCGUGCAUACAUUCUAACAUGUGAGCAUGACGUGUUGAGGGAUGAUGGGCUGAUGUAUGCCCGCCGCUUACAGGAUGCAGGGGUCGCUGUUACCAGCGACCACUAUGAGGAUGGCUUCCAUGGAUGUUUCAGUUUAACAUCCUGGCCACUUGAAUUUGAUGUUGGGAAGAGGGCACUUAGGAGUUACCUCAACUGGCUGCAGAACAACCUGUAGAAGUGUGUAUGUGUGUUUUUGCAAGUGAGUAAUGGUUGGAAGCCCUUUUCUUUGUGAAUCACAGGCUUGGCUGAAGGCCUAGUAAAUGUACUCUUUGUUUAAAAAUCUGACAUCUAAGCUCAGGGCCCUUGUGUACCUGCACACGCUCAGUACAUGUGAAGUUUUUAUGAUACUUAGAACCAGUCUAAUCUGCUGGCAACAUCAGCAUAGCUAACACUGUCACCAACUAAUAAAGAUACUUUAUAAAUUCAUUAAAGUGCUUUGACAGCCAAUAGCUUUGCUUAAAUGGAUUCAUUCAUCGGCUGUUUCCAAUACGAAGGAUCGUGCAUGUGCUGUUUUGUAGCGACACAAAAAACACAUGAGUAAUAAAUGUCACAAGACCUUUUUGAUUUAUACUCCACUAUUAAAACAAAAGCAUCACAAGUUAGGUCCCAAAGUCGAAAACAAUCAUUUGAAUUGUGUUUUUUUCCCCCUCACUAAAAACAGCUGAGGUUAGGUCAGCAGUUUCAGCAGCGUUCAGUAUUUUACCCUGUUGGCUGGUACACAGUAGAUCUGCCACUUUUAUUCAUAUUGAAGUUGCUCAAUGACUAUCAAAAUGACUGCCAUGAAUUUUUAAACUGUCAUGCACCCCAAAGGAUAAAAAUUAGUCUGGCAAUUUUAUGGGGUUGACUUUUUGGGUUUUGAAUGAACUGUCUCCUUAAAUAUUAAUAUUUAAGGUAUUUUGUAUAGACGGUCAUGUUCCCCUCACAAUACUUUAUAAUAACAAUGCUAUAUUUAGAUCUUGUAUCAUCACCAUAACCAAAUUAAUUUGUAGAAUCCUACAAGUUUGGGGUCAGAUACCUGCAAAGCUAACAAAGUUCUAGCCUCAGUUGUAUUUUAUACCAAAAUUGAAAUCUGAGCAUUUCACUGUGUUCAUCUGAAGAAUGAAGAUGGGGAAAUCUAAUCUGAUAGUGCAUAUUAGCCUGCUUGCAUAGAAUUAAGUUCAAAGCAAAGCUGUAUGUAAGUAGCAAAAUAUUCACUGCCUUUCUUGAGUUCAGCUUGCACCAUAAGAAAACAAUGUCUAACAUGUUCUGGCUCUUGACAAUCGCUAACAAAAUGCACAUUUCCUUUUAGUCUGAUGACUGUUUAUUUUUACACUCAUCCUGUAUUUUUAUAGUAAUUCAUUGGUUUUAUAUAAAUGACUGAAAGAUAUUUUGUUUGCCUGUCAGAAGCAGUUACAGAAAGCAGCUGCAUGUAUGUCAGGUGCAGGGAUAGCAUCAUGAUCCUGAAGA
Molecule: messenger RNA, 2640 nt
Organism: Oreochromis niloticus (Nile tilapia)
Lineage: Eukaryota; Metazoa; Chordata; Actinopteri; Cichliformes; Cichlidae
Gene: nceh1a
Product: neutral cholesterol ester hydrolase 1a
Exons: 5
Coding region: 110-1369 (419 amino acids)
Cellular component (GO): membrane
Molecular function (GO): carboxylic ester hydrolase activity
Source: RefSeq, a predicted model, not a curated record